This is a messenger RNA of Microthlaspi erraticum, 774 nucleotides long. Lineage: Eukaryota; Viridiplantae; Streptophyta; Magnoliopsida; Brassicales; Brassicaceae. The record is from the annotation of a GenBank genome assembly.
AUGUUCACAAUGGUUGAAGCUGUAGGACAAAAGAUUGCAUGGCCUGCCUCAAAGUGUGUUGAUCUAGAACCAGUGACAGAAGCAGUCGACAUUACACCACUGAGCCAAAGAGCGACCUCAAUAAACAAAUGCAAACUACUUGAUUUGUCUUCAGAUGAUGUUGUUGUUGCUGAAGGACGCUGGCAGACAGAAGAACCAAAAGCAUUGGUUAAUGGUUUACCUCUUGGGCCAAAAGCUGUUAAAGUGUUCAUUGAUCAAGUGCAUCAGCCUGAGACAUUUAUAUGGAGGCCUACGAUAGAAACAACAUACCUUGAGGACUGUCUACUGUCUUUUGUAGCAUGGCCUGCCUGCAAAGUUGUCUUCGAGAACAGAGGAGAGGUUGGAACAGGGCAUAAAUUUCCGUUUGACAACUCUGUUUCAACUGAUCAAGCUUUGGGAGGUAAAUCAGUGGGCACUGAUUCACGUUCUAUGGAGAAGUCAUUUAGAUCUGAUGCAACUGGUUCAAAGUCAGCGGCCAGAGUUUCAAAAACAGCUAGUCAGAAAUCUGCAGAAACAAAUCCGGGAGCAGAGGUUAUCAAAGAAAAUCAGAAGUGCAAGCUGAUGGAUAUUGGUGGAAGGAAGCUGGUUGUUGCUGAAGGUCGUGUGCAUUCGAUCAACCCAGAUCAAAUGGUACACUUUGUUAGAUUGGGGUCUGAUGCAGCAAGAGUUUGGGUGGACAUAGUCAAUGUCGAAGAUGCACCGGUUUGGAAGCCAUCAGAUAAAAUAGAAAUAUGA